Diachasma alloeum is the source of this 747-nucleotide messenger RNA. Its product is annotated as insulin-like growth factor-binding protein complex acid labile subunit. Lineage: Eukaryota; Metazoa; Arthropoda; Insecta; Hymenoptera; Braconidae. Bases 1 to 747 code for a protein of 248 amino acids. Gene Ontology annotation, molecular function: protein binding. The record is from RefSeq and is a predicted model, not a curated record. The transcript has 2 exons.
AUGUUGUUGUCUGAGCUACCAUCUGAUAUGUUUAAAGGUCUCAAACAACUAGAAAAACUGGAUUUGGAAAAGAAUAAAAUUACUGUAUUACGUAGAAAUACCUUUAGUGCAGUACCUGAAUUAAAAACACUCAUUCUGUGUCACAAUAAGAUCAGUGAAAUAGAACCUGGAACCUUUACCGGCUUGAGUCUCUAUAAGCUCGAUUUAAAAUUCAACAAGUUGGGUAAUCUAUCAGAUGGACUUUUUCGUCAUCUCAGGGCCCUGGAGGUUCUGGAUCUUGCAAAAAACGGUUUGGUAACUGUACCGUACAAUACUUUUGACGGGUGUGGUGGACUCCGGAGCCUGAAUUUGGCGCGCAACAGGAUACAGCAUAUUGAUCCUGGUGCUUUUGCCCGUUUAAAACUCGAACGACUCGAUUUAUCGCGUAAUGAGUUGACUGUUUUGGAACGUGAUGCCUUCAAUGAUCUCCAGAUUGAUAAUCUAUUGGAUCUUCGUUUCAACAAUAUCAGCAAAAUUAAACUGCGAGCAUGCAAAAACCUGAAAGCUUGGCAGAUCUCACUUUGUCACAAUAAUAUGACUAAAGUUGGCAGAAAUAGGGGGCGUAGGAAUAAAUCACUCAAGAAAAUCAUCAUUAAGUGUUCGAAACUACAGAAUAAGCAUGCACGGUUUGACGGCAUAUGCAGCAUGUCGAAAAAUCAGACCAAUUCACCCACGUUGAACAGCGGGAACGAGAGGAAGGAUGGAUAA